AUGUGUGGAGAGAUCGUUACUCUUGACAUCUUUUCUCCCAGUCCUUCCCUGUUUAUCAUAACAGACCAUGUACUUUAUGGAGUGAAUCAUAGAGCUUUUGUCCCCAAGGAUGGAUGUUCUCUAGUAUCAGUGGUGGAUAACAGAGAUACGCUUUGGACUGGUAAGGACGGUGAAGAGUUUACUGGUGUUCAUCAGUAUUCCAGGGAGGGGUACCCCUCUCUUCUCGGCAUUUACAGUAAAGAUGAUGAGUCAAGAAGAGAAGUAUGCCUAGAAAAGAAUGAUGAUAAAUGGAAGGUUAUUGACAAGCUUGAAUUUGAAACUAAACUUUACUCAAUGAAAGACUUUGCUGUACCAAUUAGGGGCUCAGAUAGCACUGUAUAUGGUAGUAAAGAACUUGUGGAACGACUGGAUGAUUCCAAGAUUGAACUAGAAUUCUCUGAUGAGCCUUUGGAAAAUGCAAGUGAUCAAGCAUUUACAACUGGAACAGCAUCAGAAUAUACAAUGAAACCUUUUGCAGAAAAUAUGAAGGAACUUGAAUAUUUUAGGAAAGUUCUACUAACAAAGACACCGCUCCCAGUUGUCGACGAGUUUACUCUUGACAUUUCCAACGCUCCAGAUGAACAUUUCAUAAAACUUGUUGAUGACGUUGAUAAUGGCUAUAAGCAGAAGAAAUACUCUCCUCUCUAUGGAACCUACAAGAGGACAAUAGAUGGGACAUUCAACAAGGUUGUAGAUGGUCCCGCUGUUAUAUGGAUAGCACAGCCAAACGAGAGAUGCGGAUACGUCAGUUGUUUGACAAAGGACAAUAAACCAGAACUUGUGACAGUGGCAGUUUGCGGAAGGAGUGACUUUGUCGCAUUCGAUCGUUUUGCUAAAGAUGCUUCUGGAUCGUGGACGAGUAUAACCGUUGAAGCAUUUGAGAGGAAAAUGCAGACAAUCAAGACCACGAAAAAGCGCUGUGGCUGUCUUCCAAAAUGCUGGUAG
Molecule: messenger RNA, 984 nt
Organism: Theileria equi strain WA
Lineage: Eukaryota; Apicomplexa; Aconoidasida; Piroplasmida; Theileriidae
Exons: 1
Coding region: 1-984 (327 amino acids)
Source: RefSeq, a predicted model, not a curated record